AUGCCGUUCGCCGGAGCCGUCGCCCCCUGCACCACCAUCCUGCUCCUCCUGCUGCUCGUCCCCUGUGCCGAGGGACAACCGCCCGAGGCGACGCCGCCGCGGGGCAUGGCGAUCGGGCAGAUCCUGUCCAAGAACGGGUGCGGCGCCUUCGCCGGCCUCGUCGCCGCCACGGCCGGCGUGGGCCAGGUGCUCCGCGAGCAGAGCGACGCGGGGCUCACCGUGUUCUGCCCGGACGACGGCGCUGUCGCGGCGUUCACCCCGCGGUUCAGCAACCUCACCGCCGACCGCCAGGCCUCGCUUCUUCUGUACCACGGACUGGCGGUACGCUCCUCCGAGGUGGAGCUCUCCUUGUUGACCCGCCUCGGCGGGGAAAUCGAGGUGCGGACGCUCGAUCGGGGCCGCUGGGGCUACGGCAUGCUCACCAUCUGCGACUGCGGAGGCACCAUGAGGCUCUCUUCGUCGCCGCCGUCGUUCACGAUGCCGGACGAGGCCAGGGUCACCAACACGGUCGUCUACAACGACCGCCUCACUCUCUACCUCAUCGACGCCGUGCUGGUUCCGGGAGCGCCGGCGGUGUUCGACUACUCGGACAGCCUGGUGACCGUUUGCUUCUUGCUCGGGAUCGUCACCUUAGUCUUGGGGUCGUGUGUUCUUUCUGUCAUUCGUGCAUGA
Molecule: messenger RNA, 672 nt
Organism: Triticum turgidum subsp. durum (durum wheat)
Lineage: Eukaryota; Viridiplantae; Streptophyta; Magnoliopsida; Poales; Poaceae
Source: the annotation of a GenBank genome assembly